AUGAGGAGGAGGAGGAUGGUGAGGAGGAGGAGGAGGCUGACUCGCUCCGGGGACAGGGGGGACGUCAGUGCAGGUGUCCUUGGCUUCUGUUCCCCCCCUUCUGACAGCUCGGAGACAGGACCCGACCGUAAGUAGCCUAAGACUGUUGAGAAGGAACGAAAGCUGGCGGGGGGGGAGCAUCAUCUCGUCCGGAUGAGAGACCCCCGCUGGGCGAAGAAGACACGCACGCGUAGGCUUCGUGUUAGCUGAGCCGCGGAAGAGCUCGCUGCCAUCGGCUGGAGCCGAGGCUGCAGCACCGAGCGGCGCAUCCCACAAACGACCGCUGAUGGGAUCGCUCGCGGGGUAUUAGGGCUUCGCGUCGCGCAUUACAGACGAGUAAUCCGCGAUAGCUGCCAGCGCCUGGACAUGCACGCCCGACGCUGAUCGGCGCGCACGGCGGCAUUUGCCGUCGCCAGACAGCAUUCCAGCUCGUCAUCCUGCAGAUGUGGGCUGCGAGGAGAAGAAGAAGAAGAAGAAGACGACGACGACGAAAGGGGGGCCUGGUCGGUGGGCGAAACCUUCAGGGAUUAAGAAAAUCAGCCGACGACGAUGAGCAGCAAAUCAGUGUCGAUGAUCUCCAGACGUGCAGGAUGCUCCUGCAUGAGUCGACUGUACCAUUUCCUCGUGUUAUGGAUGAUGUGCCACGCCAGGUGAGAUUCGGGAUUAAACAGCACCAGGUACAGAUAUUGCUGUGACCCCCCCCCCUGAAGCAAAUGGAACCCGAGCAGGUUUUCUGUCCCGUCAACCUGCUCACCAUGAUGGGACUAACCUGACUCUCGUGUCAGCUCCCUGCUGGAUGUGACCGGACCACGCGUCUGGACGAACCUUGCACAGUAUGGGCACCAAUUUCACCGAUGUCCCCUGGGAGACUGGCUUCUCGGGCUCCGCCCGCGGCGGCCCAGUGUGGUCCUCCACGGCCAGCUGUGCGGUGAAGAUGGUGCUCAUAUCCCUCAUUGUGUGCGUGUCGCUGUUCGGGAACGUGGUGGUUCUGCUGGUGUUCCAGAGGAAGCCGCAGCUGCUUCACGUGGCCAACCGCUUCGUCCUCAACCUCCUCUUGGCCGACCUCCUCCAGACCAUACUGGUCAUGCCCUUUGCCAUGGCGGCCACCGUGCCAGGUGUGUGGCCGCUGGAUGUGCGACUGUGCCAGGCGCUGGUGGUGCUCAUGCACCUCUUCGCGUUCGCUGGGGUCAACACAAUUAUAGUUGUGUCUGUGGAUCGCUACCUGGCCAUCAUCCACCCACUGUCCUACCCCACCCGCAUGACCCCUCACCUGGGCACCAACCUGAUCGUCUGCACCUGGGUGCUCAGCUUCCUGCAGAGCACACCCCCUCUGUACGGCUGGGGGGCCAUUGACUUCGACCGACGCCACAAUAUGUGCUCAGUGGUGUGGUCCUCCAGCCUGUCCUACUCGGCUGUGGUGUCCACCUUUUCCUUCUGGCUGCCGGUGCUCAUUAUGCUCGGAUGUUACUGGAUGGUGUUCAGAGCAGCCCGGAGACAGAACGCUCUCGUGCACCCCAUACAGACACAGUCCUACUCCCAGCCCUCCCCACAGGACUUCCAGGGACCCGGCAGUCCACAGCGGCAGGCCCAAGCCCAGUCUGCAAGUUCGCCUGACGGGCCCUACUCAGCCAGAGGAUACCCCGUUCGAGUUAGGCACAGACGCUUCCACUACCACUGCAAGGCAGCUCGAGUUGUUUUUGUGAUUAUGGCCUCAUAUAUCCUCAGCAUGGGGCCUUACAGCAUACUGAAUACGGUAUCUAUGAGCACCAGAGCCGCUGUACCCACCUGGUUGUCCUCUGUUGCCCUUGUGCUCUUUUUUUUACAGUGCUGCCUCCACCCUUACAUUUAUGGUUACAUGCACCGUAGCGUGAGGAAGGAGUUCCUGGCUUUGCUCUGUGGACUGUUCUGCAAACAGGGCCGUCCCAGCCAGAGCUCUGCUGUAGAGAGCUGCUUCACGACCACAGAGGGACGCUCGGGCCCCCAGCCUCACCUGCCCAGCCUUGCGGCUCGAGUCUUCCCUCUGCGGACUUGGGAAGAAUGCACAACAUCAUCCAGCCCCACUUUUGAGAGGAGGUCGAGGGACAGCCGCAAGGACACCGCCUCUACCAGCAUCAGCUCCGAGAGGGAGCUCACAGUCCACAGCAAACAAAGCACAUAAACCGCCUCGAGAAUUCAUCAGAUAGAUCAUGUAUGCUCUUAUGCGAGGAGUGUGUCAUGCAGUGUGUUCACACAGAAGAACAGACAAAGGAAUAUGCCUUCUUUGCAACAUUAUGAAGUCAAUGGCAUUAUAGGAAUAGUACGAUACUUGAUCACCAUCAUAACAAUAUUUUACUAUUUUCAGCCUGCGCAAACAAUGAACUUGUGGUCAGAUAUGUACUUGGAAAAACUUAAUCAUUCAUAGUUGCAUUUUAAAUUUAUAAUAGUAUGUAGAAGAUAUAUUAAAUUCGUAUUUUUGCGAGGUCAAAUCUUGAUAAACACAGCAACAAACAGGUUAUAUGUUUUGUCUCUUAAAAAAUUACCUUUAAAUGUGCGUAUUUAUUGUACUAGCUGCUGUCACAUUAAAAACAGGCAUUUGAAUCAGCCUCAAUUCAAAAGUUAAACUAGAAAUGACAUUUAACUUUGAGAUCUUUGCCUGCAAGUUUUUUAUAAAUGCCACUGUUUUAAAACAAUGAAUAAAUAAACUUGCUGUGUAGAGAUAGAAAAUGUAUAUGUUGGAUUAGAGUGUGGCUGUUCUAAGCACUUUGCUUUAAUUGUGAGUCAUAGAUUACUCUGAUAUCGAUCUGCAGUAUCUGCGCACCAUGUCUCCUUUAAACUUUUUUGUGAGUUGCAAUUAUUUUCUGAUCCUGCCAGAGUCAGAGGAUGUCCUGUCCUUGUGUUAGUGCAAACAAGCGCCGCCUGCAAAUAAUGAACUCAGGAUGUUUUUGGGAAAAAAAAAAAAAAAUGUAUUGCCCAUCUCUGUUCUUGAAUCUUUUUGAGCACCUGAACAUAUGUGAGUUGAAGUCCUUGCCGCAGUAACUCUCCUCUUAGUCUCAAAGCGCCUUUUGAGUAAAUGUGUAGAAUAGUGAUUCAUUGUGCCUGUAAAGUAACAAAACACACGCGGGUUGGUGAGCUCAAACAAGUUUGACGUUGUCUCUUUGUGUCCCAGUUCAAAAGAGUUGGAGAAUUUGCAACUUGGAUGUGUCGCUGUGUAUUUGGACGCAGUAUUUUCAGCCGUUCUGUGAGAAAGUACAGUAUUUUUGUUGAAACAGUACAGUGUGUAGAGAACAGGGUAUACUAAAAAAAGAUUAUAUAAACCAGAGGAACACAUAACAGAUUUCUUAUAUUGCUCUGAACACAUGUACAUUUGUAAAGAUACCUCCUGAUUCAGUAUUUGUAAUGGAAACACCUGGCUGCUUGAAGCCACAGAAACGAUGAGUACCUAUGUGACAUGUACCUGCCGGGACAAAUCUCAUUGGGAGGCAAUUCAUCCGAGGUUGAUGUUGGGAGAUGGUGUGCUGCUAAAGGAUGUCAUAGUUGCAUGACAACAUUUUGUGCAUUAUUUGAAAAGUGUGUCUGGUCCUUUUGGUCAAGUUUUUAUAACUUUUAGAGAAACGGAAGAAAAAAAAUCUAUUUUAUUGUUAUUAUUAAUAUUUUCAUUUGACUGAUUGUUUUUUGGGGGGGAAACAUUUCACAGCUUGCUGUACUUUACCACAGUAUUAUAGCUGACAAUCAAGCUUGUAUAAUGUGUUUGACAGUGUUUCUCUGUACAGGACAAAGGGGUGAGGUACAAUGUGUAAAACAAUUGAUCAUCAAAUAAGUGAAAACUAUGUUUUUAAGUGCUUUAAAACAACAUAUUUUUGUGAUUUUUUUAUCGUGCCUUUGUAUUUCUUUUCUGGUUUAAUCACUCAACAUUAAAUGUUAUUUAAUAAAAGUGAAUUAUAUGUAAAAGUGUUA
Molecule: messenger RNA, 3972 nt
Organism: Scophthalmus maximus (turbot)
Lineage: Eukaryota; Metazoa; Chordata; Actinopteri; Pleuronectiformes; Scophthalmidae
Gene: gpr101
Product: G protein-coupled receptor 101
Exons: 1
Coding region: 875-2197 (440 amino acids)
Biological process (GO): G protein-coupled receptor signaling pathway
Cellular component (GO): membrane
Molecular function (GO): G protein-coupled receptor activity
Source: RefSeq, a predicted model, not a curated record